Molecule: messenger RNA, 810 nt
Organism: Fibroporia radiculosa
Lineage: Eukaryota; Fungi; Basidiomycota; Agaricomycetes; Polyporales; Fibroporiaceae
Exons: 5
Coding region: 1-810 (269 amino acids)
Cellular component (GO): nucleus; cytoplasm; ribonucleoprotein complex
Molecular function (GO): mRNA binding
Source: RefSeq, a predicted model, not a curated record
AUGGCCCGUUUCCGCUGCCCUACUGACUCUGCUGAUGAUCUUGCGAAUGAUCGCAUCCCCCAGCGUUUGGCUAGUAUGACAAUCACCACAGAUAAGAACCACAAUGCUGCCGGUCCUUCGAAAAGACAUGCACGGCGAGACAAAAAUAAAUUGAAGACACCGGCUGGAAUGAGUCUUAAAGAGAAGGGGAAUCUCAAGAAAGCAUUUAAGAAAAACGCAAAUGGUCCGAAGACAACCGUUCCAAAGGUCAACAUCAACAAUAUGAGGUCAGAUUGGUCAUUUGUUUUUGUUGGAAAUCUUAACAGGAAUAUCGACGAGAAAAUUUUGUUCCAGGCUUUCAUGCGGUUUGGGCAUGUCACUCGAGUUCAGAUCCGAACCAGUUCGGGCACCCCAUUCGCGGGUGCUGGUCCAGUUGCUGCCAAUAGUAACGACAGACAGUAUGCGUCAGUCGAGUUCUCGGAUGCCUCUGCUGCUAGGCGGGCUCUCAAGAUGAACGGGCACAGGCUGUUUGGAAUUAAGCUAGCGGUCUGUCUAAGUGCCGCUGAUCUGCCCGAGACCCAAGAGAUUGUCAAUGCGCAUAUGGCGAAGAAGGUUCCCGCUCCCAAAAUGGACGUACAAGCUGCCUUUAAUGCUAUUAAGCGUGUCACUAUCGACCGGACUCAGUAUAUUAAUGCCGAGGCCGGUCCAUCUCGAGCAGGCCCCUCCACCCAACAUCAAGAUGUGACCGCCCCUGCGCGGCCCAGGGGGCUGCAGCCUCUCGCUCGAACGCAUGCGUUCGCCGCGAUGUCUUUCCCGAAGACCGUAAUGUAG